Peniophora sp. CBMAI 1063 is the source of this 312-nucleotide messenger RNA. The record is from the annotation of a GenBank genome assembly. NCBI's taxonomy places the organism in Eukaryota, Fungi, Basidiomycota, Agaricomycetes, Russulales, Peniophoraceae.
AUGGCAAGGAGGUCACGUGCACGUCAUCUGCUCACGACACAGUCUUGGAUACCGGCCUGCACUCCAGAGCAGGAUGUGCUACGCUACGAGGAACAUCUACUCAGCAGUUGCUCAACAUACUCGACGGAAGCCUCUUUCUUGGAUGCCAGAAAGUCCCUAGAAUGCGUUCUGUUGCUAAUAAUUCAUCACGCGUCACGCACAUUCGCGGGCUUCAAUGCUCUUGCCCAGGCUGAUCUGGCUAUCCGCAGGGUCGUAUGGGCAGGUGUAAUAGGUGUUAUGGGCGCAUGGGCCAACGAUAGCCCGUUCAGCUAG